This is a messenger RNA of Chrysemys picta bellii (western painted turtle), 3475 nucleotides long. RefSeq names its product exostosin glycosyltransferase 1 (gene EXT1). Gene Ontology annotation, cellular component: membrane. NCBI's taxonomy places the organism in Eukaryota, Metazoa, Chordata, Testudines, Emydidae. The record is from RefSeq and is a predicted model, not a curated record. Gene Ontology annotation, molecular function: glycosyltransferase activity.
CUGCGUGGAUGGAUGAGGUCAGCGCUGUGGUGUCGGGGAAUGGAAUGUGUAAGUGUAACAUUCAGAACCGGGUAACGUUCGGAGAUCGAACUCUGCGAUCGGCGACGUUCGAACCGGGGCAGGCAGCCUCCUCCGUGCUUCGGCAGCUCGCACCUCAUUGACUAACUGGGGGGGCGGGGGCAAAGAGGAGGAGGAGGAGGAAGAAGGAGGAGGAUCUUCGCUGCUUCGGCUGGUUCCAUCCCGGGGGCCAUUCACAGAGAUCGCGGAGAGAGGGGUAAACAGCACCAGAGUCUAGGAGCUCCUCUGCAGAAGAGAAUAAAGAGAAAUGCAGGGAUUUGUAAGGUUACGGCGCUCAAGCUGGAAGAUGUGAUAAUGAUAGCGGUGUGAACCGGCGCUGGCUGUGAGCUGUUGCUGACUUGCUCUGGAACCGGGGGGCUUGGUUAUUGCGGGAGUGUUUUGGAUGAGUUGAAGUUGCUGCUGUACCUUGAUCGUUUGCAACACUAGAGAGAGAAAGAGUGGGGGAGGGGAAAUACACUCCGUCUUGCAACUGAUUGAGGGGUGAAGGGAGCUGGAUUUGGUGCUUAUUUCAUUUGUGUGUGUCUGUGUCUGUGGGUGCAUGCAAGAGAAUUCCCAGCCCUUUGCCUUCCAAGCCCGGGCUGGGCGUGAAUUAUUCGCCUUCGCUGUUUCUCUCUCUCUCUCUAUUGUGCGAGCCAAAGAUGAAAGACAGAAGAGGAGAAAGUUAAAGAAAUCGCCCACAUGCGCUGCAUCAGUCCAAGGCUUUGGGAAAGGAAUAAAGAGAAGGUGGUAGAAGAGAGUUUGAAGUCUUUGCAGGCGGGAAGAUGGCGGACUGGAGCUGAAAGUGUUGAUUGGCAAACUUGGGUGAUCCUUGUGUUUAUUUACAAUCAUCUUGACCCAGAUAGGACACAUGCAGGCCAAAAAACGCUAUUUCAUCCUGCUCUCAGCUGGCACUUGUCUCGUCCUUUUGUUUUACUUCGGAGGCUUGCAGUUCAGGGCAGCGAGAAACCAAAGCAGGAGAGAGGAGCACAGUAGCAGGAAUGGCUUGCACCACACCAGCCCGGAUCACUAUUGGCCCCGAUUCCCGGACGCUUUGCGCCCCUUCAUUCCUUGGGAUCAAUUGGAAAACGAGGAUUACAAUGUGCACAUUUCCCCUAGGCAGAAGAGAGACGCCAAUUCCAGCGUCUACAAAGGCAAGAAGUGCCGCAUGGAGUCCUGCUUCGAUUUCACCCUUUGCAAGAAAAACGGCUUCAAAGUCUACGUGUACCCGCAGCAGAAAGGGGAGAAAAUCGCCGAAAGUUACCAAAAUAUUCUAGCAGCCAUCGAGGGAUCCAGGUUUUACACUUCCGAUCCGAGCCAAGCUUGCCUGUUUGUUCUGAGCUUGGAUACCUUAGACAGAGACCAGUUGUCACCCCAGUAUGUGCACAACCUGCGAUCGAAAGUGCAAAGCCUCCACUUGUGGAACAAUGGUAGAAAUCAUUUAAUUUUUAAUUUAUAUUCCGGCACCUGGCCCGAUUACACUGAAGACGUAGGGUUUGAUAUUGGCCAGGCGAUGCUGGCUAAAGCUAGCAUCAGUACUGAAAACUUCAGACCGAAUUUCGAUGUUUCUAUUCCGCUCUUUUCUAAGGAUCAUCCUAGGACAGGAGGGGAGAAGGGAUUUCUAAGGUUUAACACCAUCCCUCCUCUCAGGAAGUACAUGUUGGUAUUCAAGGGGAAAAGGUACCUGACAGGGAUAGGGUCAGACACCAGGAAUGCCUUAUAUCACGUCCACAACGGGGAGGAUGUUGUCCUCUUGACCACCUGCAAGCAUGGCAAAGACUGGCAAAAGCACAAGGAUUCGCGUUGCGAUAGAGACAACACCGAAUAUGAAAAGUAUGAUUAUCGUGAAAUGCUGCACAAUGCCACUUUCUGUCUGGUUCCCCGUGGCCGCAGGCUUGGAUCCUUCAGGUUUCUGGAGGCUUUGCAGGCUGCCUGUGUCCCAGUUAUGCUUAGCAAUGGAUGGGAGUUGCCAUUCUCCGAAGUGAUUGAUUGGAACCAAGCUGCCGUCAUAGGGGAUGAGAGAUUGUUAUUACAGAUUCCUUCUACAAUCAGGUCUAUCCAUCAGGAUAAAAUCCUAGCACUUAGACAGCAGACACAGUUCUUGUGGGAGGCUUAUUUUUCUUCAGUUGAGAAGAUUGUAUUGACCACACUAGAGAUUAUUCAGGACAGAAUAUUUAAGCACAUAUCACGUAACAGUUUAAUAUGGAACAAACAUCCUGGAGGGUUAUUCGUAUUGCCACAGUAUUCCUCAUAUCUGGGAGAUUUUCCUUACUACUAUGCUAAUCUAGGUCUCAAACCCCCCUCCAAGUUCACUGCCGUUAUCCAUGCAGUAACUCCCUUGGUAUCCCAAUCUCAGCCUGUGCUGAAACUCCUGGUUGCUGUAGCCAAGUCCCAGUACUGUGCACAGAUCAUUGUUUUAUGGAAUUGUGAUAAACCCCUCCCAGCCAAACACCGCUGGCCUGCCACUCCUGUGCCUGUCAUAGUCAUCGAAGGGGAGAGCAAGGUUAUGAGCAGUCGCUUCCUACCUUAUGACAACAUAGUCACAGAUGCUGUGCUAAGCCUUGACGAGGACACCGUGCUUUCAACCACCGAGGUGGAUUUUGCCUUUACAGUAUGGCAGAGUUUUCCGGAGAGGAUUGUAGGGUACCCUGCUCGCAGUCACUUUUGGGAUAAUACUAAGGAGAGAUGGGGCUAUACAUCCAAAUGGACUAAUGACUAUUCCAUGGUAUUGACAGGAGCUGCUAUUUACCACAAAUAUUAUCACUACCUGUACACUCAUUACCUGCCUGCCAGCCUGAAGAAUAUGGUGGACCAACUGGCCAAUUGUGAGGACAUUCUAAUGAAUUUUUUGGUGUCCGCUGUGACAAAACUGCCUCCAAUCAAAGUAACACAGAAAAAACAGUAUAAGGAGACCAUGAUGGGGCAGACUUCCAGGGCUUCCCGCUGGGCUGACCCAGAUCAUUUUGCCCAGCGGCAGAGCUGCAUGAACACUUUCGCCAGCUGGUUUGGCUAUAUGCCGCUGAUCCAUUCUCAGAUGAGGCUUGACCCUGUCCUCUUUAAAGAUCAGGUCUCCAUCCUGAGGAAGAAAUAUCGAGACAUUGAACGACUUUGAGGAGCCCUGCUGAGGGGCCUGAACUGUUCUCCAUGCCCAGUGCAGAUCCACGGACACUUGGAGCCAGACUGUAACGAGGACAAAAACACAUGCAAGUGGAAAGCAGAGUUGUGUGGCUCCAAGGAAUCAUUGUGCUGGACUGCUUCAAACCACCUCCCAGGCUUCUGUCGUUCAAGACUAGGUUGUGUACAGUUUCAUUAUGGAACAUUAAAUAAUUAUUUUUGAAAUGAUUGCUAUGCAGGUUAAAACUUUUUUAAUGAUCAAAAAAACCCACAACUAUUAAAAACAGAGUUCUUUCUUUAAUCAAAA